Messenger RNA from Saccostrea echinata, 291 nucleotides. RefSeq lists its product as uncharacterized. The coding region runs from base 1 to 291 and encodes 96 amino acids. The record is from RefSeq and is a predicted model, not a curated record. NCBI's taxonomy places the organism in Eukaryota, Metazoa, Mollusca, Bivalvia, Ostreida, Ostreidae. The transcript is spliced from 2 exons.
AUGAACAAGCUUAUCAUUGUUCUGUUGAUCACCUGCAUGGUUGUCAUGGCAGAUAGUAAGAGAUCCAAAAAAGGCCGAAGCGGAAAAUGUGACUACAAAGGCGACAAUGGAGACAAUGGCGACAAUGGAGACGAUGGAGAUAAUGGCGACAAUGGAGACAAUGGAGAAAAUGGCCUUUCGAAUGGCUUAACAAAUGGAGGAACCAAUGGAGGAACAAAUGGAGGAUACAAUGGAGGAACAAAUGGAGGAUACAAUGGAGGAACCAAUGGAGGAACAAAUGGAGGAAGAUAA